AUAAUAUGUUCAAAGCAAUACACCGCUGCCUACGCCGUGUUUGUACAGGAGUUACAUGGACGUCUUUAAAUAGCAAAAGAUUGCACAGACACUCUUUUUGUGUUUAUUCCAAUGACGCGUACAGAUCGAACAAGACACGACAAGAUAACAGAUAUCGAUUAACAAUGACCAACAAAAAUCUACAUGUAUUAUGUUUGUUUGUGAUUACUAUGGGGACGUUUAUAAAUGGUAUUAAAUGCGUAACGCGUGAAGAUUGUCGCACAGAGAUUUUUCGUACCAACCAUAUGAUUGCGCGAUUAACGGAUAGUAAUGCGUACAGCCUGAUAAUAAAUACAAUAAAAGAGUUCCUUUAUGAUGGAAUUAUUGAAUUCCUUUUUCCGCCAGAUUCAUUGUUGUUGAUCGGAAAAGAUGAAAACGAUUCAAUAUAUAGUACUAUAAAACAAAAUGAGCUAGCAAUUCAACGAAAAAUAUCAGAGAUCACGGAGGCAACCCCUAGAAUUAAUCUUGUCGGUGUGACUUCCUAUGACGACGAGGUAGAGCUGAGAGGGGAAAUUCUAAAUAAAAAAUUCCGAAUGGCUCUCGGCGAAAAAAGAAAACGCAUAAAAAUGUGCGCGAACGGCGAAAGAUUCAAAUGUGUAUUGGUCGGGUUAAUCAAGCGCACUGUCGAAUUCCGGAUAAAAAACCAACCGAAAUGCAACGAUAACAACGACGGUACUUGCUGUAUAACUCCGACAGAGUGGAUUUUAACACCUGGCGUCUUGGAUCAACCGCCAAUACCGCCCAAGGAGUUCUACCGGGAUCGCCUAUGUGUCGCCAGUAGUCCAUAUUAUGAAACAAUGUUGUUCGACCAAGCCCGGGGACUCGUAGAGUGGUAUUGCGACAUACCGCCUCGAAUUGGAGAACAAGAUUCAGACGACGAGUAAACUUAACACAUUUAAGUUGACACCGUUUUGUUUACUAAAUACUUCAAUAUAAUCGUACGGACUAAUAAAAUACUACAACCAACACUACCGUCGUGUAAAUUGACUUGUCUAGUUUGUGUAAUGGCAAAAAAAUCCACCACAGCACAGGGGCGGAUCCAAGGGGUUGAAACAAUUUAUUUUUACCGUCUUGAUCGGCCCCUGCAGCACAUUAUCAAUAAACUGUCAACUUUCAU
Adelges cooleyi (spruce gall adelgid) is the source of this 1156-nucleotide messenger RNA. RefSeq lists its product as uncharacterized. The transcript has 11 exons. NCBI's taxonomy places the organism in Eukaryota, Metazoa, Arthropoda, Insecta, Hemiptera, Adelgidae. The coding region runs from base 6 to 923 and encodes 305 amino acids. The record is from RefSeq and is a predicted model, not a curated record.